Poecile atricapillus (Black-capped chickadee) is the source of this 597-nucleotide messenger RNA. Its product is annotated as dual specificity calcium/calmodulin-dependent 3',5'-cyclic nucleotide phosphodiesterase 1C-like. NCBI's taxonomy places the organism in Eukaryota, Metazoa, Chordata, Aves, Passeriformes, Paridae. Bases 136 to 441 code for a protein of 101 amino acids. The record is from RefSeq and is a predicted model, not a curated record. The transcript has 5 exons.
GAGUGAGCUCGAGUGCUCUGCUUCCACGAGGGAGAGAAAAGCAGCUGCUGAAAGUACAAGCUGGCAGGAUCAUGACAGACCCAAGUGGCAGAAAGGAAGCAUUUAAAAAAUGCCGGAGUGCUACAUUCAGUAUUGAUGGCUAUAACUUUACAAUUGUUGCAAAUGAGACAGGUGAUAAACAUCCACAACCACUUUUACAAUUUGCCCGUUUUCAGGCUUAUUCCCAAACUGUGGUCAUGCAAAGGGUCUAAAUCACAAAAUUGCUUGUGUAACACCAUUAUUGGUGGGUUGACCAGCAAUCUUAAGGAAAGGCCAAAGCUGACCAUUAACAAUGACCCUAGACCUCCUGAAGAAAUUUUAGCAGAUGAACUACCGCCAGUGGACAGUCCUGAGGCAUUGGUGAAAACAUCUUUCAGGACCCUACCCGGAGUACUGUGUUGAACCCUGGAAUUCUCAAGCACAGGAAGCAGAUGGACCUGUUGGAACAGGCCCAGAGAAGGGUCACAAAAAUGAUCAGAGGGGUGGAGCACCUCUCUUAUGAGGAAAGACUGAAAGAGAUGGAGUUGUUCAGCCUGGAGAAGAGGAAGCUCUGGGGAG